Messenger RNA from Nylanderia fulva, 1212 nucleotides. The record is from RefSeq and is a predicted model, not a curated record. Lineage: Eukaryota; Metazoa; Arthropoda; Insecta; Hymenoptera; Formicidae.
AUGAAACGAAAUACGACAAUAGUCGAUUUCUUUAAAAAAAAAUCAAAGCCAAACGAAAGUUCAGUUUCGGAAUCCCCUCCAUCUUUACCCUCUUCCUCUUUCACUUCUAAUUUUUCUACCCCUUCUCCGUCAACUUCAGCUUCCUGUUUGCCUCCUUCCUCUCCGUCAACUUCAAUCUCUGUUCCUGUUCCGGAAUUUUUUGAAGAGAACGAUAUAGUUAUGUUUCUCGACAAAAUGAAUAUAUUUCAAAAGGUAGACGCAUUGAACAAUCUUUAUGUACUUAAUCCAAAUUUUGUUUUCCCAAAAAAUCCACAGUUGCGUAAUUUAAAGUUUCAAUACUCAUGGCUUCAUAAAUUUAAAUGGCUUUCUUAUUCUAAGGCAAAAGAUGCAGCAUUUUGCAAAUAUUGUGUUAUUUUUGGUCCUGAAUUUGCUGGAAAAGGCAACCAAGAGCUGAAGCAAUUAGUGAAAUAGCCAUUUUGCAAUUGGAAAAAAAGCCUAGAGACCUUUAAAAGUCAUGAAAAUUUAGAAUACCAUAAGAAAUCCUUGCUUGAUUACGAAUCUGCUUCUUUGAUUACUACGAAGAAACAAGACAUGAUAUCCGUUCAAAUUAAUAAACAAAGAAAAGGAGAAGCAGAAAGAAAUCGAAAAUAUUUAAAACCGAUAAUAGAAACAAUUCUAUUAUGUGGACGACAAGGUUUAUCUUUAAGGGGUCAUCGAGAUGACGGUAGAAUUGAUCCACAGAUAGACCCGGAACAGAAUGACGGAAAUUUUAGAGCGCUCUUAAGAUUUAAAAUUAGAGAUGAUAAGGAAUUAUGUUACUUAUUUCAGAUUCAAAACAAAACUAUUUUAUACACUUCUAAAACCACACAAAAUAAAAUAAUUAAAGUUUGUAAUUCACUCAUUUUGAAAAAAUUGAUUUCGCGAAUAAAAGAUAGCGGGUUUUUUUCAAUUUUAGUGGAUGAAACUACGAAUACAGCUUCGAACAAACAAAUGUCUUUAUGUAUUCAAAUAUUUAACAACCAAACAAUGCAUAUUGAAGAACUUUUCUUACAAUUCUACACUAUUCACGACUUAACGGGAGAAGGAUUAGCCAAUAGCAUUUUGAAAGCCGUGAUGGAAUUAGGUCUUGAUCCAAUGAAAAUUCGAGGACAGGGAUAUGAUGGUGCUGCUUCUAUGAGUGGAAAUUUUAAUGGCGUUAAAGCACAUAUUUAA